GAAAAAAGAAAAGAGAAAUCUCUAUCAACUUCUUUCCCAAAUAGCUCUGUUCUAUCUCUCGAUCUCAAAUUCUUCUCGAAACUCUAGAUCGAAUCCUGGCGAGACGCCACAGAAAUCUCAGUUCGUGACAUUUUGGUAUUAGAGCCUCGAUCUCGCUGGCGAGGAAGAAGGGUCCAAAUCUUACGGAGAGGAUGGCGGCGGCGGAAACUGAGUUGGGAGAUCUGAGUCAGAAGGUGGUGAAUCUCACAAGCAACCUCAACAACAUCCUGGGAUCACUCACCAAGCUGGAGACAUGGAUUCCGGCGGUUGAUGUGGGAAUUCAAGGUUUGAACAAUGUGGUGGAGGAGAUCUCAGCAAGGGUGACGAAGCUGGAGAGCAUGCUAGCGACGGCGACGUUCGCGGCGGCUCAAACGCCCGUAGGACCCGACAAUGUUGAGAAUCACCAGGGCAACGCAUCCAAAGCCCUUGUGGCUCAUGAGCGAACCCUGGUCAAGGGUAAGUCUCGGUUGCCGAUUUCCCCCGUCAAUUUCGAUUUGGGUGAAGCGUCUGUGCAGAGUCAGUUUAGCAGUCGAUCCAGUAGCCCUAGAUUGCCAAAAACUAAUUUCCCAAGGUUUGAUGGAGAUAACCCAAAACUGUGGAAGAAGAACUCUGAAAAAUACUUUGAUAUGUACCAAGUUCCCUAUGAUAGUUGGGCAAAUUUUGCUACUCUGCACUUUGUGGGUAAUGCUGCACUGUGGUUGCAAACUUAUGAGGCUUUGCAUAGUGUUGAGACUUGGCCUGAACUUUGUGUAGUAGUGCAUAAUAAGUUUGGGAAAGAUAAAUAUCAGGAGCACUUAGAGGAGUUAGAGAGUCUUAGGCAAACCAGUGGGGUUGAUGCAUAUUAUAGCAAAUUUGAGGAGUUGAUGCACAGAGUCUUAGUGUAUAAUCAGGCUUUUGAUGAGACAUAUUUUGUUACCAAAUUUGUGGGUGGCCUUAAAACUGAAAUCAAAGCAGCAAUCAAGCUGCAUAAACCUAGAACUGUUGAUGCGGCUUUGUCUCUUGCUAAAACGCAGGAAGAUUUGGCGUUGGAGAUAAAGAAAGGAGGUCAGAAGUCCACUUAUAAGGAAGGAUUUAAAUCAACAGCUUUCAGGGUAAACUACCAAGGCAAAGGUAUACUGGGACAAGCUCCUGAUGACACCACCAAGACAGAAGAAAAGCCAAAGUGGGAGGAUUGCUUUGAGUCUCUCAAGGCUGCCAGAAAAGCAAAGGGAGAAUGUUUUAAGUGUGGUGAGAAAUGGGGACCAGGUCACAAAUGUCCAAAAUAUGUCCAACUUCAUGUCCUUGAGGAAUUAUUGGAAGUGUUUCAACUUCGUGAGGAUGACGAGGUGUGUCAGAAUGAAGAGGCUGAGAGUAGUGAAGAGGAACUUGUUGUCUCAGAAUGUGUUGUGUCUGGAACUAUGGGAAAGAAGACCAUCAGGUUGCAAGGAUUGAUACAGAAUCAUGAAGUUCUGAUUCUCAUUGAUUCAGGAAGCUCCAACAGUUUCAUUUCUCAACAGUUGGUGGAAAAGUUGGGGUUGGCUGUUACAGAUAUUCCUUUAUCUCAGGUGAUAAUUGCGGAUGGUGGGGUUAUGCAGUGUGAUAAGUUGGCUAUAGGGGUGGAGUGGUGGUGUCAAGGACACAGUUUCACAAAUGACCUUAAGGUUCUGAAACUGGGUGGUUAUGAUAUCAUUUUGGGAAUGGACUGGUUGGAGCAUCAUAGUCCAAUGUGGAUACAUUGGCAGAGGAAAAAGCUUAGGUUUACAUACCAGGGAAAGAGAAUUAAUCUAGUUGGGGUGAAGGAAAAUUUGUCUGAUUGUAAAUCUGUCACUUCCAAGCAGUUGAAAGGAAUGCUUAAGACUGGAGCAGUUUCCCAAGUGGUUCAGUUAUGCUCAAUUGCUGAAGAAAGUUUGGAGACUGAACUACCCCCAACUAUUAGUGCAGUCUUGAAGGAAUUUCAAGAACAGUUCAAGGCACCUUCAGGACUACCACCUCACAGGAGUUUUGACCAUAGCAUACCUUUACUGUCAGGAUCUAAACCAGUCAAUGUUAAACCCUACAGAUAUGCUCCCAAGCAAAAGGAUGAGAUAGAGAGGCAGGUUAAGGAAAUGUUGCUCCAGGGCAUCAUUAAACCCAGCUCAAGCCCAUUUGCUUCUCCUGUGUUGCUGGUGAAAAAGAAGGAUGGGACUUGGAGAUUUUGUGUGGAUUACAGAGGUUUGAACGAUAUUACAGUGAAGAAUAAAUAUCCAAUGCUAGUGGUAGAUGAGUUGCUUGAUGAAUUAUCAGGGGCUCAAUGGUUCACAAAGUUAGACCUCAGAUCGGGUUACCACCAAAUUCGGUUGGUCCAGCAGGAUGAACAUAAAACCACCUUUAAGACUCAUCAAGAAUUGUAUGAAUUCAGAGUAAUGCCUUUCGGAUUGACUAAUGCACCAGCUUCUUUCCAAGGACUCAUGAACACAAUCUUUGACAAAAUGAUCAGAAGGAAUGUGCUGGUAUUUGUGGAUGACAUACUAGUUUACAGUAAAACUCUCGAGGAACAUGUGCAACAUUUGAGGGAAGUCUUUGCAGUUCUGCAGCAACACAAAUUGUUUGUCAAGGCAAGCAAAUGUUCAUUUGCUAAACAACAGUUGGAAUACUUGGGACACAUAAUUGGAGCUCAAGGUGUGGCCACAGAUCCUUCCGAGGUACAUGCUGUUCAAGAUUGGCUAGUUCCAAGGAAUCUCAAACAGCUAAGGGGUUUUUUGGGACUGACAAGCUAUUACAGGAAGUUCAUAAAAAAUUAUGGAAUUAUGACCAGACCCUUAACUGCAUUGCUCAAGAAAGGGGUGCCUUUCAAGUGGGCUGAAUUGCAACAACAGGCAUUUAGUCAAGUUAAGUGGGCUAUGGUUCAAGCACCUGUGUUGGCUUUACCAGAUUUUUCCCAGGAAUUUAUUGUGGAAACUGAUGCUUGUGAUAAAGGAAUUGGGGCUGUGCUACUUCAGAAUGGGCACCCAAUUGCUUAUUUGAGUAAAGCUUUAGGGGUUAAAGCUCAAGCAUUGUUCACUUAUGAGAAAGAGUGUCUUGCAAUAUUGAUGGCAGUUAACAAAUGGAGAGCUUAUUUACAGAACAAUGAAUUUGUUAUACAGACUAACCACAAGAGUCUUACACAUUUGGGGGAACAGAAAUUGACUACUAGCAUGCAACACAAAGCAUUCAUCAAGUUGAUGGGUUUGCAAUAUAAGAUCAGAUAUAAACAAGGGGCAGAAAACAGGGUGGCUGAUGCCUUAUCUAGGAGGGAUGCAGAUGAGGAGUUGUCGGCAAUCUCUGUUGGAAGACCUAAAUGGUUGGAAUCUGUGGUUGAUUGGUAUGAUCAAGAUGAGGAGGCAAAACAGUUGCUGGCUCAACUGAUAAUCAAUCUAGUAGGGGUAGAACAUUUCACCUUGACUAAUGGAGUAAUCAGGUUCUAGGGAAAAAUCUGGCUGGGUAAGUUUGUUGAAGCACAACAUGCAGUACUUCUUGCUAUGCAUGCCAGUGGGCUAGGAGGACAUUCUAGAAUAACAGCCACCUAUAAUAGAAUUAAAAAUCUAUUCUAUUGGCCGGGAAUGAAAAAAGAUGUUUACCAGUAUGUGUCAUCCUGUGACAUCUGUCAGCAAGCCAAACCUGAACAUUGUAAGAGUCCUGGUAAACUACAGCCUUUACCAAUUCCAGAGCAAGCUUGGUCAACCAUUAGCAUGGAUUUUAUUGAAGGUUUACCCAAGUCAGAAGGCUUUGAUACAAUUCUUGUAGUGGUUGACAAGUUCUCAAAAUUUGCUAAGUUUAUACCUCUCAUCCUUUCACAGCACUACAAGUUGCCACAGCUUUUAUCAAGAAUGUUUAUGAUACAUUUGGGAUGCCACAGGUGAUAAUCUCUGAUCGGGACAGAAUUUUCACAAGUGCCUUGUGGCAAGAAUUGUUCAAACUAGCUGAUGUCAAACUCAACAUGAGCUCUUCUUACCACCCUCAAACUGAUGGACAAACUGAACGGCUGAAUCAAUGUUUGGAAGCUUAUCUCCGUUGUAAUGUCCAUUCAUGUCCUAAGCGCAGUGGUCUAAAUGGUUAUCCCAGGCCCAACACUGGUAUAAUACAUCCUUUCACAGUGCUCUGAAGAAAUCUCCCUAUGAAGUGCUCUUUGCAAGGAAGCCAACUCCUUUUGGUCUUAUUGAUGUUGGAAAAAGUACAGUCCCUGAUGUGCAAAUUUGGUUGCAAAACAGAGCUCAUAUGAAUGAGGUUCUACAUCAACAACUGACUAGAGCACAACAGAGGAUGAAACAUCAGGCUGACAAGCAUCGUUCUGAGAGGGUUUUUGCAGUUGGUGACAUGGUUUAUUUGAAACUUCAACCAUAUGUGCAAAUGAUAGUAGCACGAAGGAGUUGUCAAAAACUGUGUUUCAUGUACUUUGGCCCCUACAAGAUUCUGGAACGUAUCGGUGAAGUAGCUUAUCGGCUGGAUCUUCUCCAGAGUAGCCAAAUUCAUCCAUUAGUGCAUGUGUUUUUGCUCAAGAAGGUGAUUCAUUCUGGCAUACAAGUCCAGGCGGAUCUUCCUGAAAACUGUGUUUCUGAAGAAGCUGAGGUGGUUCCAGAAGAAAUACUUAGUCGUCAACUCAUUAAGAGAGGUAAUUCUGCAGUUCCUUACGGGUUAAUUCGCUGGACUGGUUUACCUGCAUCGCUGGCUACAUGGGAGAAUCUGCGUCAACUUCAGCUUCGUUUUCCAGGAGCUCCGGCUUGGGGACAAGCCGUUUCUUAAGUAGGGGGGAUUGUUAUGUAAUUAGCUUACUGUAGCCAUCAGGUUUUGUCACUACUCUGUGUAGGCUUUACUGGGUUAUGUGCUUGUGUAGGCUUGAUGGGUAUUUGGGCCUUGAGCUGUUGUGUGUGUGUGUUUUGCGACGUGCCGUGCUGGGCCGGCGGACGCGUCGCUGAUUGAGUUGCCUUGUACCUUUAAAAAGGAACUCUCUUGUCUGAGAGAGAUAUGAAAAAAGAAAAGAAAAAUCUCUAUCAA
Messenger RNA from Oryza sativa Japonica Group (Japanese rice), 5028 nucleotides. RefSeq lists its product as uncharacterized. Gene Ontology annotation, biological process: proteolysis. The record is from RefSeq and is a predicted model, not a curated record. Gene Ontology annotation, molecular function: aspartic-type endopeptidase activity. NCBI's taxonomy places the organism in Eukaryota, Viridiplantae, Streptophyta, Magnoliopsida, Poales, Poaceae.